AUCGAUGAACUUGCUGGCGAACUCAAGAGGCUCAAAAGUGCCGCCGAGACGCUCCUCAGCGAGAGCGGAGCGCCGUUUCGGGAGAUGGCCGACGAAGCGGCGCUUAACGUCGAGCAGCAGGAGGCGGCGCGUGUCGCCGCCGCCUCCGCCCCCGACGGCGGCGCGGAUUCGCAGGCUUUUCGCGAAGCGGUCCGUUCACUGCCUUCCGACGCCGUGAAGGACCUGCUGUCGGCAGGGGUAUGUAGCCGUUGCAUCAUUCGGCUAUUUGGAAUCACAGAACCAGUAUGCUCUUGUCCUUGGCUUUCGCCAUCCAUCUUCACUGAAUUCACUGUAAUGCCGGAAAAUUCAGAUGGCAGUUUGAUAGAUGGUCGGAAUUCAGAAAGUGAAGACUUGACCAGUCCAGCUAAGCCAGUUGUAUGCAGCGUUUGUUUAGGUAUCUUGCAAUUUUAUCAUGACAAUGAUGGCCAAUUGUCGGUGUCCAAGGAUGGUAUGAACUUUCUGGCUGCUUCAAUUGCUGAACUGGUCAAGCAAGGUCACCAAACUGAUAGUUUCUCUCUCGAAGUCUCAGUACCACCAAUUACAUUGGAUAAUGAACGCAUAAUUAUGUCAUAUAUGAACAGAAAAUAUGGAUCUCAACUUUUUUCUCAGGGAAGAUCAUUUUCUGAAUGCAUCUGUUUGAAGAAUGCCUUAAAGUCCUUGAUCACAGCUCCUCUUGAAAUGUUAUUGGGCGUUAAGUAUGGCCAAGGCCCUCUUCACAUCCGUCUGACAUACUCAUCAACUGAGAAAUCCGUUGAGCGCGAGUUUGGUUCAACUUCAAAGAGAAGGAAGACAGGCAAUGAGAAUGGCUUAGAGACAGUUGAUGAAUUAAUGAAUUCCGGCAUUGGAAGUAUUUGUACCGGAGUAGGGCAUACAGUAGUUACUGACACACCCCCAAAUGGGCUUCAGCACCAUCAGAGUUCUGAUUUCUCUAAAUUAUUGCUAGAGAAGGUAAGGAGACCCUGCAGCUUCUCAUUUCAUUGCAACAGGGACCCUAUCUACUUUGGUGGGAGAUAUUUAAAGUAUUCGAGAAAUGUCAGUCAAACUUGUUGGAUGAUCGAUGAAGAGAGAAUGGGGGAGGCAUCUGUUGAGGAAAUUAUUAGCAGCUGCAUUCUUCUCAUGUGCAGAGGUGACAAGUACAAGUUUCAUGCUGCUGGAAGAGAGGAUAUUGAUGUUCGUAUGUUAGGUUCGGGUCGACCUUUCUUGGUUGAGAUACAAAAUCCGCGACAUGUCCCAUCGGAUGUCUUGGUAAAGGAUAUAGAAGAAAAAAUUAAUAGCUCAAGAGACAAACUGGUUAGAGUAAAAAAUCUCAAGUUGGUUGGCAGUCACGGGUGGACAUUGAUGCGUGAAGGAGAAGCAGAAAAGCAGAAGCAGUAUGCUGCGUUGGUGUGGAUUUCUCGGCCACUUGAGGAUCCUGAUUUGCUGUCUAUAUCUUCAGUCAGAGAUAUGUGUAUUCUGCAAAGGACCCCAAUAAGGGUGCUUCACCGUCGGAGUCCAUUAGAUCGUGAAAAAAUAAUACACUGGAUGAAGACUGAAAGGAUUGCGGGAACUUCACAGUACUUCAUUCUGCAUUUGUGUACACAGGCUGGCACAUACAUAAAGGAGUUUGUUCAUGGGGAUCUGGGCCGUACACAUCCAAGCGUUGGAUCAAUACUAGGUUGCCGGGCUGAGAUACUGCAGCUUGAUGUUACGGAUGUCAAAAUGGACGUUUUUUAACUAAAAAACCUUCGUAGAGAAACGAAGGCACGAGCCUUGAGGAGGACGACCAAGGUUUCCUCUUUCCUUUAUUUUUAUAUUUCCCUUGAAAUUCUGGAUCCUUUUUUCUUUGCUAUAAAAAGUGCAAGAUCUCUUGAUCUGCUGGACCCAAUCACAAUGGAUUUUUUUU
Messenger RNA from Syzygium oleosum, 1921 nucleotides. RefSeq lists its product as uncharacterized. Gene Ontology annotation, molecular function: RNA binding; pseudouridine synthase activity. Bases 85 to 1752 code for a protein of 555 amino acids. The record is from RefSeq and is a predicted model, not a curated record. Gene Ontology annotation, biological process: tRNA pseudouridine synthesis. The transcript has 15 exons. Lineage: Eukaryota; Viridiplantae; Streptophyta; Magnoliopsida; Myrtales; Myrtaceae.